Elaeis guineensis (African oil palm) is the source of this 1323-nucleotide messenger RNA. RefSeq lists its product as uncharacterized. The record is from RefSeq and is a predicted model, not a curated record. Lineage: Eukaryota; Viridiplantae; Streptophyta; Magnoliopsida; Arecales; Arecaceae.
CUCCGCUCCACCCACCGCCAUCAAAAUCCCCUUCGGAUCCCAUUCCCUCCCCCACUUCUCUCUCUCAAAGAAAAGAAUCUCCGAGGCUUCACUUUCUCCUCUUCUCGCUUCGGAUCCUCUCAUCGCCGCCUGAUCUAAGCGGGGAGCGAGCGAUGGCGCCCCGGCUGUUCUCGUGCUUCGGGCGGGGGGCCGCCUCGACAUCGUCGGCAUCGCCGGAGUGCAACGCGACUGCGGAUCUGACUGCGGAGGAGCAGCGGCGGAUGGGGCCGGUGCUGCUGGAGCUGUUCUCGUCGCAGGGGUGUGCGACGUCGCCGGAAGCGGAGGCCGUGGUGGCGAGGCUGGCGCGCGGGGAGCUUCCGGGGCUGGAGGAGGAGGUGCCGCCGGUGGUGGUGCUGGCGUUCCACGUGGAGUACUGGGAUUACAUGGGGUGGAAGGACCCCUUCGGGUCCAGCAUCUGGACGGUGCGCCAGAAGUCCUACGUCGAGUCGCUCAAGCUUGACACGCUGUACACUCCCCAGGUGGUGGUGCACGGCCGGAGCCAGUGCCUCGGCACCGAUCAGGAUGCCAUCGUCUCCGCCGUCCGAUCUGCGCCCCGCUACGCCUCGCCCACCCUGCAGGCGACGUUCUCGAAGCCGUCGCCGGAGACCCUCCAGGUGUCCUUCACGGGGGCGCUGCGGACCAAGGUGGACGGGAGCGGUGCGGACGUGAUGGUGGCGCUGUACGAGAAUGGGCUGGUGACGGACUGCACCAAGGGAGAGAACAAGGGGAAGGUCCUCCCCAACGACCACGUCGUCCGCCGCAUGGUGAAGCUCCUCUCCGUCAAGGACGCCUCCGCCAAGAAGAACCUCUCCGGCUCCGUCCAGUUCCCCCUCUGGGACGGCUUCAACCCGGCCAAGUGUGGCCUCAUCCUCUUCGUCCAGAACGCCUCCCUCCGCACCUUUGGCGUCCAGCACUUCCAGAUCCCUGACACCGUCUGAUGUUAUGCAUGACUGAAUCAUGAUGAUGACGAGGAGGAGGAGGAGGACAAAAAUUGCCGGCCGUUAGAUCAUUCGAUCCAUCAUUCUGUACAGGGGCCUCGUGGUGUGUUUGCGGUGUUUGCUUUGAGAUUCUUCUUCUUUUUCAUUUUUUUUUUUUUUGUCUUAUUUGAUCUUUUGGGAGGGAAUUGUUUCGUCUAGAAUAUGGGGGAAGGAAGGAGAGGUGGGAAUUUACGGUGGUUGGGAUUUCAGUCGGUGGAAGAGAGUCGAUGUAUUCUUUUAAAUAGAAUUGUCUACUUGGAUUAAAGAGCAUGCUUAUAUCUUAAUAUUUCAGUUUAUCAACAUCUAA